AUGCUUUGGCUGCCACGUCUACUGGUACUUGUAAUUUUCAGCUUGAUACGAUCAGCUGUAACAGAAGGAUUGCCUCAAUAUGAGCGAAGAUACCUUCUUGAAGUCACUAAUAAGGAGGUUCUUCCUGAUGUGAGGAUAAGUGCUUUAAAUGUACUGCCCGGCUACUUUGCCGCGGACAAUGUGACGGUUCUCCACGAAUACACGAGCGAUAUAUUCGCCGGGAUUUCUCUGCGUUAUCAGACCACUGAUCACUCGUUCCAGUGGACGCGGAUAGAGGAAAGACUCGGUACUCUACAAGGGGCCUCGAAACUUUGGAAUACGAUGUCCUACUACCAAAAGGGGGUCAUGCGGACACCACCGUUCGAAGACAAACCAAAACCAAGCUCCCAUGUUGACCAACUUGAUAUUCGUUUAUCAUUAGCAGGCCGAAACCAAGAUGAAUUUUCGGCAGGGGAUGUUAAUAUCAACUCUGUACACGACAUGACCCAAGUCAGCAAGCUGCAAGCCGCGCCUCUAUCCCUUAGCGGUAAGGGCGUACGCGUCGCCCUGGUGGACGGAGGGGUCGACUAUCUUCAUCCCGCGCUCGGUGGAGGAUUUGGAGCCGGGUUUCAGGCCGACUACGGAUGGGAUUUCGUCGGCGACAAUGUCCGCCCUCCUCUCAAGGAAAACCCGGACCCAGACCCCUUCGGCGAAUGCUCUGACCACGCGACGCACACAGCGGGUAUUCUUUUUGCCAAUGACACCGAGACCGGGUUCCGCGGUGUCGCCCCAGGAGUCUCAAUCGAACUUUACCGAGUGUUUGAUUGCAAUGGGAUGAGCACGUCGGAUGUUGUUGUGAGAGCUGUCCUGGAAGCUUACGAGAGAGGCGUUGACCUCAUCAAUCUGUCCCUCGGCAGCGGCUCGAGACCCUUUUCAGACGACCCUCUUUCGGCUCUCGUCUCAAGAAUCAACAGGGCUGGCCCAACUUUUAUUGUUACUGGAGCCGGUAACUCAGGUCAUUACGGGUCAUUCUCGGCGGCUGCACCAGAAGGAGGUGGUCCCGAGGUGUUCUCAGUCGGCGCUGUUGACGUUGACCACUCAUUCUCGGUGCUGCGACCAGGCCGUGCCACAACAAAUGAUAGCGGGUCGCCCCAUACUCAAAACUUCACCUGGAAUCCGCCGACUUGGACUGCAUGGUGGCGUAGCUCGUUUCCCAAGACCAUUCCCUUGGUGAGCAUAGAGUCAGCGACCGGAGCUGAGGAUGCAGGCGACGCAUGCGAAGGCUUGACUCCAGACCCAGAACUCUACCACGACAAGGUGGUACUGAUACGACGAGGUGGCUGCGCUUUCAAGACCAAGUUGGAAAACCUCGUGCUCGCUGGCGGACAGUAUGUGCUUAUAUAUGAUGACCGCCCUGGACCGGUCUUCGACUUAGAGGUGCGACUGGAUGACAAUGAAAUUAUUGGGGCGGGAAGCCUCGACCUUGAGACUGGUAAACAACUGGCUGCUCUUCUCAAAGAUGGGAACGAGGUGUUACUGGAGAUGGACUCCGACUUCCUGUCCCCGGCGAUCAUCAGAUCGCACCCAAACACCGAAACAGCCGAUCGCGUGAGUACCUUCAGCUCCUGGGGUCCAUCGGGGGAGGGACACUUCGUCCCUACAUUGCUUGGCCCUGGCGGAAAUGUGCUAUCCACUCUUCCUAGACAGCGCGGCGGCUGGGGCAUCCAGUCCGGGUCCUCUAUGGCCGUUCCCUAUAUCACCGGUUGCAUUGCCUUGCUCAAAGAGGCCUUUCCAGAACUGAGCUGUCGACAGAUUGCAAACAAUUUGGUCAAUACCGCAGAUCCCCUGCCAUUCAAUGAUGGCACGAAUAAGACUUUCAACUUUCUUGCGUCCGCUUGGCAGCAAGGAGCCGGACGGGUGAACGCGUACCGAGGUUUCCAGAGCAGUACUGCGAUUAAUACGACAAGUCUCGCCUUCAAUGACACCGAAUAUUCUACAGGGCCAACCACAUUUUCCAUCACCAACUUAGGCACCGGUGCUGUUGAAUAUGAAUUGUCGCACUUGCCGGCAGUGACAGUGCUCUCUCUUUCCGAAAGCCAAGGAGAUAUAUAUCCUAUCCCUUUCUCCUCUGCUCAAAAAGCCGCGGAAGCAACUCCAGAAUUUCUCGAAAGCAUCAGAUCUGAGAUUUAUGCUGAACUUGAUAUUUCUGUCUCGAGACUAUCCCUUGGACCAGGCCAGUCUUCAACGAUUAAAGUCUCUCCGAAAUUGGCGAAUCUAAGAAGCUUCAACCUAGCCUCGCGUUGCCCUCUCUACAGCGGAUAUUUAAAGCUUUCCAGCAACAAAUCUACUGAAAGGCCGGAUCUCGUCGUACCUUACGGUGGAAUCGCGUGCGAGAUACGCUCCGUACCAACACUAGCUGUCGCCCGAAAUACAACCUUUCUAGCAGCAGCUACUCAGGAAGAUGCGGACAUGGCCUCCUUUCGCUCCAGAUUCGCUGGAAAACAGUAUCUUCAAGCCGUGCCUCCGGGCCAUACCUUCCAACUUUCAAAGGAUAAAGACCUGUCUGCACCAGAUGCUUACACGUCUGUGGUGUUGCCAACCAUGCAGGUGGACCUCACCAUGUACACUCGCGCCGUCAAGUUUGACCUUCUUCCGAGAGAUUCUUCUACAGAGGCCGAGAAAGCCGGGGAAGCCAUUCCAUUGUUUGAAAGUGGCGAAAUCUAUCCAGUCGGUGGGUUUGGGCGUAUCGAGACCUUAUUUCGGCACUGGACCGGGAUUCUGCCGAACGGCAGCUGGGCGUCCCCCGGCGAGUACCGCAUUCGGAUCUCUACUCUUCGCUUGUUCGGUGACCCCAACAGCGAAGACUUCAGAGAUCAAUUCACCACCGAGCCCUUCCGCAUCAAAUAUAAAUCACAUCCGGCUUAUGACAAAUAUGAGAAGAUGAUGAGCAUCGCCCAGGCCUUUUUAAAAUCCAGUCUCGACAGGCCAUGUCUUGAACACACAAUUUUGACCUUGGAUGCAACUUGA
Diaporthe amygdali is the source of this 3006-nucleotide messenger RNA. RefSeq names its product serine endopeptidase. Gene Ontology annotation, cellular component: membrane; cell wall; cytosol. Gene Ontology annotation, biological process: proteolysis. Gene Ontology annotation, molecular function: tripeptidyl-peptidase activity; serine-type endopeptidase activity. The transcript is spliced from 2 exons. Bases 1 to 3006 code for a protein of 1001 amino acids. NCBI's taxonomy places the organism in Eukaryota, Fungi, Ascomycota, Sordariomycetes, Diaporthales, Diaporthaceae. The record is from RefSeq and is a predicted model, not a curated record.